GUGGAAACUAUGCGGCGUUUGGAAGAGUGCUGUGCGCAACGGGACGCGUCAGUCUGGCACCGGCGGAGCCGAGAGAGAGACCUACCCGGGCAACCAAGUGUAAACGGACGACAGAAGGCACGAAGGACAAAAAAGAAGAAAAUAGAAAUUGCUUGCGUGGACAAGUCUGCUGAAAAUAGAUCAAAGGUUCGUUUGACAAAUGCCUACAGAAGCUCAGAGGAGACACACAACCGGAUUAGUUACUGAUUGAAGCGACAGAGACAAGUCUCAGAGGUGGCUCUUCUCAUCUGACUUUUGAUUAUGAGGGCAAUGGAGGCAAAGAAGAGGAGAGACACUGAUGAUGUGGAAGACGACGACGAUGAUGAUGAUGAUGUGAUGCAUUUAGGAGAGCUGGAAGGAGAAAAUGAUCAGGUGGUUUUAGGACCACAGAUGGAGAUCCUGGAUGUGCUGGAGGUCUCUGACGAUGAAGAAGAAGAACGGAGACUGGUUGACCUCUUCACUGCUUGUCAAAGCAACAAGUCAGAGGUGGUGCAGGGGCUGCUGAGGGCCGAUGCUGACCUGACGGUGUGUAACCACAGACAACAGACCGCGCUGCACAUCAGCCCACCUGAGCUCCAGGAGAAAAUGGUGAGGUGGAUGACGAGGCCCCAUCUGUCCGCACAGGAGCAGCUGCUGCAGGCUGCCUGGCAGGGACACCUGGGCUCUGUGAGGCAGCUGCUGUCUCAGACAGUCAGUGUGGAUGUGAACUUUCCCAAUAGUGACGGCGCAACAGCAGUGAUCCUAGCCGUCAGAGACGUCGACCUGUUUCAGGACAUGGCAGCAUGGUUACCAUGGGAACACAAACCUGUGGAGGUGGUCAAGGAGCUUCUAAAGUUGUCAGCUGAUUUGCGAGUUCGAGACCACAACGGCUGCUCUGCCCUCCACUACGCUGCUAAUCUCAGCAGCCGUCUGAUGGAAGAGAUUGUUCCGGUUCUGAUCGAGGCUCUGGGUCACACAGACGCUGAUCUUAAGUCCUUGUCGGAACUUGAGAAAUACUUGUUCCAGGAUUUGGACUUUGGAGAUUCAGACACAGAGCAGGAUGCUGAGAUCCUUUUACAUCAUCAUAAAGCAAGAAGACAUCAACACAGCGACCAUUCUCACAGCCAUAAACGGGCAUCUCUGCAGACUUCAGGGAGUCUCCCUCAAUCGGACAAGAAGGAGUUCAGCCAAGAUAAGGGGAUUCCCACCUGUUCCCAAAUCGCCAUGGAAACUCUGAAAAAUCCCGGACGAGCCAAUCAGGACGCAAGGAGGGGCAGCAGAGGUUUGUGUCUACCUAGUUUGUCCAACAGUCAUAGACAUAGUGACCAUUCAGAUGCUCUACUGUCAUCUGGUUUUCUGAGUACCAGAACUGCUUGUCAGCCUGUACCCCCCAGACAAAGGCAGAGGACAAGAAGUGUGGUUGAAGUUUCUCCACCUUCCCAUAGUCUGCUUUGUGUGCCAGAGUCCAGCCAACUCAGCCAAUCAGCCCCAAGUAUCAUGGAGCCACUUCUGUGCCCCAACACCUUGAUGCAGGCCAGAGCGCAUAUUCAGACCAGACUGAGCUCUCAAAGUACUUUAAAUGAUCAAAGGGGUCCUUUGCCAGCCUUCCACUCCCACACACCCAAGCUUCUGGUGCCCAUUGAGGGUCGCCCAAGACAUAGCAAGGCUCUGCCACCACUGAAACCCCAUGUUCCUCUAAAGCCCAUUAGCCGGAGCCCUCUUUCCAGCAGAGCUGAGCUGAGAAAAGAGAGGCAGUCCUGGGGCAGCUCAUGCAGUGGUCCUUCAAAUGAUGGUAGUGAGGAAAGUGGAUCCAGUAGCAGCAGCCAGAGUUCCAUCAACUUGGAAAAUGAGGAUGAUUCUGGACAAAUCCAAGAAACAUCUACUAAGGACAGAAAUCUGACGUUUGUAAAAGAUAGAAUGUUGCAGGAUUCAAAUGACAGAAUUACAUCAGAGGCAGAUUUUUUUGGAGAAACAACACGACAUGUUAAAGCAAAACUGUGCUCAUUGGUCAACAGAUCAAUACAUGACAGAGAAAGAGACUAUGUCAAUUGUACUAAUCAUGCAACAGUAGAAAAAGCUGAUUCACACCAUCCAAAAGAGGCCGAUAAGAGUGAGUGUGUAAAAGAAUGUAACCACUUUGAGAGUAAUAAAAAGUCAGAUGCAUAUGUGUUUAGUGAAGUCAAGCAAAAUACGAGCCACACAACUGAGUCAAAGACUGGAACAAGCAACAAAACUAAAAAUGAUGCAAAGGGUCUUGAAGAUGAUGCUACUGGUUGUUUUGAAGAAGAUUCUGAAAAUGAACAGAUGGAUCCAGAAAGCACAGCAUCAGCUAGAAAUCAAGAAAACACGGCAGAAGACGUAAGAGAUUGCAGUGCAGUUACUGCUGUGGAGAAAACCGGCUUCUUUCCUGUGGAUCCCAAGAAAUACGAGAAGAUGUUUAAAGCCCGGAAUAAAGAGAGUAAAACUAGGAUGAACUUUCACUUGAAGGCAAAAAAUUCAACUAUUCAUUCUCUCAACAAAGAUGCAAGAGUCAUCAGUGGUAACCACUCCAAAAUUAACAUAAAGUACUCUGCCAUUCCCACAAUGGACAAAGACAAAAGCAAGAAAAUUAAAUCUGGAAAUACGGCUCUCCUCAGUGUGGGUACUCUAACCCCACGUAACAUUUAUGAACCACACAGCAACAAAAUACAUCAGCUGAUAUCAAUGAGGGAGCUAAAAAGUGCCCAGCAGUUGAAGAAACCAGGCUCAGGUGGAAAACCCCCAAGAUCUAAAUCUGCUGUGGACCUCAUCACUUACAGAGACAUGUUUCAGCAGAUACAGAGUGGCAGCGAAGGACCAGCCAUGUAUGAGAUGUUUGCUGGGCCAUUAUUUGAAAAUCAUCGGGUCUCCAACUCAUGUGAGAAACCUAAAGAGAGACAACUACAGGUCAUGCCAACAAGAAAGACAAAACAAAGCCACAAAGUCAAACACAAACCAGUACAGAAUAAGCCAAAGAGAAAGUCAGUGGAGAGCACAGCUACUUUGACUAAAAGCAAACCAAAACCAAUGUCAUCGCAAAUCAAAACACAGUCUACCACUAAUAGCUGCAGAACAGACAAAAGCCCUAAACUCAAAGAUGAAACUGAUGAUGAGAAGGAGGUUGAGUUUAGUCAUAAGUCUUCUAAGGAUGAAUUUGAAGAUCACAUUUUAUCAACCAUAGUGGAAGCUCUUUCUAAAAAUGGAUCUGAAACAUUACAACCACAAGAGGAAACUCUGACAGAACCCAUAACUUCCCUUUAUGGUGUUGAUGCUAGAAAUCACAAAACUUCAAGUAAAUCAACAAGAAACUCAGCUAAAAAAGAUCCACAGUUGGCUCAGUCACUAGACCCUCUGCAGGCACACAUCAACACUUGGACAUCUUCAGACAGUACCUGCCACACCCUGAUGUCACCAGUUUACAGGAAGUUUCUGGAUGAGGUGGGGGAGGGUCCGCUGACAGAUGAUCUACUGCAAUGUCUGGCAGAGGAGCUGAUCUCUUUGGAUGAGAGGGAUGUUUCUGCAGCUCUUGAAAACUCAGAACAUGGAAAAAAGGAGUUCCAUGGUGAAGAAGAGCAUGUAUCAGGAAAAAAAGCACCUCCGGAGGUUGCUCGAAAUGACAGUAACUCUUACCUUGGAUCAGGGUUGGUUGCAAAUGACACCAUAACAUGGGCUAAGGGUGAAGUACUGGGGAAGGGUGCCUAUGGGACAGUGUACUGUGGUCUGACCAGUCAGGGCCAGUUGAUAGCUGUAAAGCAGGUUUGCCUGGAUUCGUCUGACCCUGAUGCUGCAAAGAAGGAGUACAAUCGUCUUCAGGGGGAAGUGGAGUUACUUAAAACCCUUUGCCACAGCAAUAUUGUUGGCUUUCUGGGAACAUCUCUUUAUCAACAUGUUGUUUCCAUCUUCAUGGAGUAUAUCCCUGGUGGAUCUAUUGCUAGCAUACUUCACAGAUUUGGUCCUCUGCCAGAACGAGUGUUGGCUCUGUACACCCAUCAGAUCCUGGAAGGGGUGGCAUUCCUUCAUCAGAACAGAGUGAUUCAUCGGGACUUAAAAGGAAACAAUGUCAUGUUGAUGCCAACUGGUGUCAUCAAGCUCAUAGACUUUGGUUGUGCACGACGCCUCAGCUGCCUUAACCACACAGCUCCAAACAGUGGAGAGCUGCUGAAAUCCAUCCACGGUACACCUUAUUGGAUGGCGCCAGAGAUCAUCAAUGAAUCAGGGUAUGGCCGGAAGUCAGAUAUUUGGAGUGUUGGUUGCACAGUGUUUGAAAUGGCCACAGGGAAACCACCUCUUGCACAUAUGGAUAAAAUGGCUGCCUUGUUCUACAUUGGGGCUAGAAAAGGGCUAAUGCCAUCCCUGCCAGAUGGCUUCUCAGAGAAUGCCAAGGACUUUGUAAAAAUCUGUCUGACAAGUGACCAGAGCGUACGGCCAUCAGCUGACCAGUUACUGAAACAUUCCUUCAUUCCUAAAGGGCACACAAGUAUCAAAUACUGUGAAGCACAGAAAAAUAAAUGUUGUGGUACAAAAGUGAGUGUUUAAAUUGGGAUAACUGCUGUUCUUAAAUUCAGAGGCAUUAAAUAAUAUCUAAUCAUUUAAGUUCACAGUUCAAAAAUUAAUAUAUUGUGGUAUCAAAACCACUGUGAAUGCACUCCAAAUAAUAUAAUUGCGUAUAAAUUGCAGAUAUUAUUGUACCCUUUAGAUUAACAAAUGUGCCAAUUUUAUAAAAUUGUGUGUGAAGUGUAUUCAGUACUGAAUGUUUAAUGGUUUGUAUAGAAUAAAUGUCAAAGCAGAUGACAAAUCUACAAAACAGUCAAAUGCCACAUUUUAAACUAUUGCCAUUGAAACAUCAGUUCUAUGGUUAUGAGAUGAAGGUACAUUUCAAAUUGGAAUAUCAUAAACAUCUGAAAUUGUUUCAGUGUUUCAAUUCAAAAAGUAAAAUAAAUUAUACAAAAAUAUACAUUUCAAAUUAUAAUAGUCUAAAGCUAAUCUAAAUAAUUCAAAUUAAAGAUUUUGAGCCUACAAAUGUUACUUAUAGAUCCUAUAUGGUGUUUAGGACAGCUGGAGCCAUCAGUUAUAUGCUAAUUUUUUAACAGUUUUUUUCUUCCACUCAACUUCCCAACACAACCCAUUGACUUUUAGUGAAUUAUCCUCCAUGUGUCAGUAAGCAGUAUUCACAAUGCUUGAAUAGGUCAAGGUUUUUAUGGUAAAAAACAUAAAAAUAUUUUGUCUUAUGUAGUUUUCUGUUACAGAAAAAAUGUUGGGUCGUCAUUAGCUGAAGCCGCAGUUAAAUCUAACCACAAACAAUUGAAAUAUAUCACUGUGUGUAUUGAAACUUUCGGAAUAUGUUCUACUUCAUUAAAAUACAUUUAGGUUUCAAACCUACAUCUGAGUGCAGUGGUAGCGGUUUUAAAUGUUUAAAACAAAUUAAAAGAUGCUUUCAGCUGAUUUAAAUGAGUAAAAUUACAUUUGUAGAUUGUAAAUUAAUCCUGAAUACUGUACACUGAUCAGUGAUUAACUUCAGUCUUUAUGUUGAAUAAAUGUAUUGGGCCAGUUUUAUACAUAUCAAAUUAACUAGAACUAAAAUGUUCAUGAUCAUAUAAACUCCAAGUAAUUCCUCUUAAUGGUUCAGUGCUGUAAGUAUUUGCCCCAAAAGAUUUUUUAUUUACUCACAAAACGAAUGAUCUGUCUUUUUUCAGAUCAUAAAAAAAAAGACAGACAUGAGUAAAUAAAAAAGCUGUUCUCAAAUUAUUUCCUGUAAAAAGUUCAUUUUCCUUUGUACAUGAAGCAUUUAAAACUGUUUUACUCAGGACAUGAAAUGAAAUUUUAAUACUGAUCUGAAAUACUACAUGCGACAGAAAACGCAAAAGAAAACUAUAAGGCAGGAAAUACUUGUCCACAGCCCUCCACCAUAGAGGAAUAAACCAUGUUUACCAUUUAAAAAUGAAUUGCAUGCCAUAUUAAAAA
Molecule: messenger RNA, 5997 nt
Organism: Xiphophorus hellerii (green swordtail)
Lineage: Eukaryota; Metazoa; Chordata; Actinopteri; Cyprinodontiformes; Poeciliidae
Gene: map3k19
Product: mitogen-activated protein kinase kinase kinase 19
Exons: 18
Coding region: 301-4572 (1423 amino acids)
Biological process (GO): protein phosphorylation
Molecular function (GO): protein binding; ATP binding; protein kinase activity
Source: RefSeq, a predicted model, not a curated record